UAGCCUAUAUUAAAAGUAGACUAGGUAUGGUACGGUACCGGUACCAUGUUGCCAAACCUUGCGCACAUGUCUGUAUGAAGGACCAUAUUAAUAAACUUAUUUGAUUUAUUGCAUUUUAUGCUUAUCAUAAGGGGUGUAUGCCGCACUUUCAUGUGUCUUAGGCUAGUAUGGUCUUGUGUAUACAUCCCGUCUUCAAUGUUGAUAAUCACUAACUGUUUUUUAUUUUGCUUUUACGAGACGAAUGAACAUACAUACAUACAUUUGCGUAUUUUUUGUUCAUUUCUUACCCAAGCCUCGUUUGCCUAGGUUUGUGUUUUGGCUUAAUUCUUUGUGUGUGUGUUUGCAAAACAGAAAAUUGUGCAGGACAAGCUAAACUCUAUUUUAAUCUAUACAUCAGUUGUGAGCAAAAACAAAAUGUGUGAACUAAUAUUGUUUUGAAAAUCAAAGAAAUCAAUCAAAGUUCAAUUUUAUCAAUUCAAUUAAGCAGUAUCAUUACUAUUUAUCUGAAUUAAAUUGGACCACCAUUCACAUAUAGCUAUAUAUACAGAUAUAUAUUCCCUCCCAAGUCUAUAAUAAUUAUAUAAUGAAUUACGAUAGUUAUCUGUCAUAUAUUUUUAACUUAUAAUUUUUUGGAUUUAUUUAAACCUAUGUGUAUAUCAUUUUGUGUGUAAACAAGUCAGACUUUGUAUCAACUUAUAUCUAACUGAAAUUCUGACAGGAAUACCCCCACAAGAAUGCAUCUUAACCAAGCAUGAGAGCUGGAGUCUGAGCCAAGCUUUCAAAGUUAGAUAGACAGAUAGAGCUGGAGAUACCAGAAAUAUAAGUGGCUCAUCUCCUAAUCUAAUUAUCUUUCAACAUUUAUAAUUUUUUCAAAACUUCAUACAAAUAAUAAAAACUACCCUUUUCAGCUUGUAAAUUUUUAUAGAUUUUAAUUAUAAUAUUAAUUAAAAAGUUUCCGAGUUCAAUAUAUAUAUUUGAAAGUUUUAAUUUUGAAAAGUUAAACCCUUGUAUCAUAGUCCUGAGUCCUACUUCCACCAAGCGGUAUUUGGGCAGAUAUAAUAAUGAGUAUGAAGAAAAUAAGCUGGAGCUGGAGCCCAGCUCUGACGUAUAAAAUGCCAGAGCUGGAUCCACAGUUCGAAUAUACUUUGAUGCUGGAGCCAAAGUCACUUUGAUUUCGAACCAGUUCCCCAGCCCUGAUCUAAACUGGAAAAAUAUAAAAAGAGUGAUUGGGGGCGAUUACCGGUACUUGAUUUGUAAAACUGUGUCUUUGAUACUAGUUUACAUGAUUAACAAGCAAUAUAGGUGUUGAGUUUUGGUUAGUUGACUCUGAGCAAUUAUGCACAUCAAUCACACUCUUAGUGUCAAUGUGUUUUUUCAUCAAUUUUCACCUUUCUUAUCAGAUAAUAUUUAAAAUCCAAUCAAUAGAAUGACAGCGAACGAUGCUCGAAAAAUACUAUUUGCUGCUGUUUUCCGAUAUGUUGCCAAAAACACUCCUAGACCAGUAAAACAUGGUUGGACAGCUACUGUUUCAACUUUCAGAAAUGCUUCAAACACUUUACCUCCACUUUCACCCAUUGGUCGUCUUAUAUAUAAUGCAUCAUGGAAACAGCCAAGUCUUCUACCAAAGUCUUGGAAAACUGCAGGGAUUAGAAGGAUUGCUUCAUGCCCUAACCUUUUUAGAAUGUUUGGUUUACCUUAUAAAGGACAAGGUUUAAAGAAGCAUGCAGCAACUGUUAAAGAAUCAAAAAAGCUUCAACAGUUCAUAGAUAACAGAAAAAAGGAGCAGGAAUGGGGAAGAAAAUAUUUUCCUGUUUUCCCAGAUGUAAUAACCUUUUUCAAGGCAGCCAUCAUUGCUACAUCUGGAGUAUUUGUUGGAUGGAUAUUUUAUCCUGAUAUUGUUGAUAGAAAGUCUGCGCUAAAUGAUCCCACUUUGAGACUCAACAGUGCAAUUAUGCCUCAAGAGAAAAGAAAUAUUAUGUUGAAAGUGUAUCUUGGCCUCCCUUUACGAGCAAUUUCACGUGCUUGGGGCAAAGCCAAUCAGAGUAUGAAUCUACCAGUUACAUUAAGACCUUAUUUUCUAGGCUUGUUUACAAAAGCUUAUGGUGUAAAUAUGGAGGAGGCAUUAGAUUCAAACCUGAAAAACUAUGCAAAUUUAUCCGAAUUUUUUCGCAGAGCCAUCAAAUCUGAAGUACGUCCAAUUGACUACAAAGCUGACUUAGUAAGCCCCGUAGAUGGUACAGUUCUUAAUUUCGGAGAAGUUACAAAUGGUCUUGUGGAACAAGUGAAGGGGGUUCACUAUUCUUUGCAAAAAUUUCUUGGGCCAUUACACGCUGAUCCUGUUCAUCAGGAAUGGGGAGAGAAAGAUCUCUAUCAGCACAAUUGGUGCACUGUUCCACUGGAGAACUACAUGAAAGCUAUAAUGCAUAAUCCAACUGAAAACAGUCUUUAUCAUUGUGUAAUCUAUCUUGCACCAGGUGAUUACCAUAGGUUUCAUUCUCCAGCUAAUUGGACUGUGCAGCAUAGAAGGCAUUUUCCUGGUGAUCUUUUGAGUGUAAGCCCAAAGAUAGCAUCAAUGGUGCCAAGUCUGUUUGUCUUGAAUGAGCGAGUGGGUUUGUUGGGGAAAUGGCAACAUGGAUUUUUUUCAAUGACUGCAGUUGGUGCGACGAACGUUGGGUCUGUUGAGAUAUAUGGAGAUAUUACACUAAAGACGAAUAGACCAAAACGAGUUUAUGGUGGAUAUUACGAUGAGGUGUACAACAAUGUUGAAGCACAAAAGGGGUUGUCAAUGGGAGAAUUUAAUCUUGGUUCAACCAUAGUACUUAUUUUUGAAGCCCCAAAAGACUUUAAAUACAGAGUUGAGGCUGGUCAGAAAAUACAAUUUGGCAAAGCACUGUGAUUUUCUAGACAUCCUUGUUGCCUCAGAAAUGCUCAGACCUUGAUUAUUUUUGGUAUUGCAUUCAAUUAUCCAGCCUGAAUUCUAUCUACCUAAUCUUGUUUUGAGCAAUUAUUUUUGUGAAAUUCUCAGUUCAAAAGUUCCAUAUGUUCAAAUCAGCUGGAUAGCAGAUAACUUAGUAUGCUAUUUAUUCCAUGAACUAUGUGUUUCAAAUCAUGAGAUGUGGAUAUUAUAAUUGACUGUUUUCUGUAUGAAAGAUUGCACAUCUUAAACACACAACGCUAUCACUUUUUAUUCAUUUGGUAAAAAUUAUUUUUUUUAACUUCAUCUGCCUAAUUGAAGUAUUUAGAAUUAUUCUAGCCAACAAAUGUUAAUGUUUUAUUCCUAAAGGAUUGUCCCUUUAUUUAGUACUUGAUUAUAUGAAACAAAAAAGGUAGGUGACCCAAUUUUAUUAUGUUCUUCAAAGACUUCCAUUAAUGUCUUUGUGGUUCUCAUUUUGAAUCGUUCUGUAAUUAGCAUUAUGCUAACAUAUUUAACGCUUAUCAUACGUUCAUUAUUUGAAAGAUUGUACUUGUUUUUCAUGCAGUCACAAUUAUCUUAUUUUAAUAAACUUUCCCUAUCAGGUAA
This is a messenger RNA of Styela clava, 3520 nucleotides long. The record is from RefSeq and is a predicted model, not a curated record. Lineage: Eukaryota; Metazoa; Chordata; Ascidiacea; Stolidobranchia; Styelidae.